Molecule: messenger RNA, 1810 nt
Organism: Ochotona princeps (American pika)
Lineage: Eukaryota; Metazoa; Chordata; Mammalia; Lagomorpha; Ochotonidae
Gene: TBATA
Product: thymus, brain and testes associated
Exons: 11
Coding region: 318-1640 (440 amino acids)
Source: RefSeq, a predicted model, not a curated record
GGAGGGAAAGUUCUGAGCUGGAUUGGUGGGAGCCUUGGGAGCCCUUGUGCCUGGCUGGCUGGUGGCCCAGGGACAGAGGUGGAGUAGGACAGGGGCAGAGGGCAGUGAAGACCUGUCUGUCCUGCUCCGGGGAGGAGAUGGGCCUGGCCUUUGGAGUCCUGCUGACCUCUACACAGAAGCUGCGGGCUGUGACUCACGGCUGACUUAUCAGAUCCUUGUCAGGUAUCAGUCCCACGUACCACAGCAUCUGCUUCCUGUUCUACGCCUUCAACACUAGUGCUACCUGUGCUGUGCCGUACAGUAACAGAAACCCUACAAUGGCUAUGGAAGUGACUGCUCAGCUGGCUGAACAUCCGCUGCCGAGUCCCAGACUCUCUAGAGACGAAUCAAGACUGGAGCAGGAAACUCUGGGGGCCAACCAGCGAAGUCCUCAGAGAGUCCAGGGGCAGCAUGCCCUGCUUAGCAUAUCCAGAGUCCACCUGUAUUCCUGCAGAGGGGCUCUUUCCAGCCAGGGCCACCAGAAGGGAGUGCAAAAAGCCACCGGGCAGGUGGUGCCACCGGGCCCUAGGGCAAGAGUAGCCCACCACUGCAUCCUUGCUCGAGCAGACUGGCCUCUACCUCUUCCUCCAGGUCCCAAGGCUGAGCUGAAACCUGAGAAGAAAGGCCCCCGGCCCCAGAGCCAGGGGGAUGGAGGGCCCCAAAGAGAGCUGGUGAUCCCAGGCGUUGUGGAUUUUGAGCUGACCCCAGAGCCGGUGACAACCUCCAAGCCCCAAACCCCUGGCUCCUACCGUUUUGGCCGGCUGAGCCACCACUCCUUCUUCUCCCGACACCACCCUCAUCCCCAGCAUGUGACUCACAUCCAAGAUCUCACUGGGAAGCCUGUUUGUGUCGUCAGAGACGAGUUCUCUCAGAUGCCCUUGCCCGAGUCCAUGCCCUUAUCUCACUGUCUGCUGGGGAUGCCCACCAUCUCUGCUCCCAUUGGAGACCCCCAGUCCAACCGGAACCCCCAGCUUCCUUCUGAGGCCUGGAAGAAGGAGCUGAAGGAGCUGUCUUCCCGGGUGGCCACCUUCAGCAAGGAGAAUGAGCUGAAGACCAAAGAGCAGAAGGAAGAGCCUCUGCGGGAACAGGGGGCCAUGUAUUCGGCUGACACUGGGAGGCUCAUCCCGGCUUCCGUGCGUGCUGUUGGCCGUCGCAGCUCCCGCCAGCGGAUUCGCCCUGUGGGCAGAGAUGGAGGACAGAGCUUCCUCCUGCAGGAUCAGGAUCUGCUGGUCCUGGAGCUGCUUUGUCAGAUCUUGCAGACAGACUCACUGAGCGCUAUCCAGUUCUGGCUGCUCUACGCUUCCCCCAAGGAGAAAGACCUGGCUCUAGGACUGCUGCAGACGGCAGUGGCCCAGCUCCUCCCUCAGCCUUUGGUCUCCAUUCCGGCAGAAAAACUGCUGCACCAGCUGCAAGAAGUCCAGGAGCCACCACCUCAGGAGAAGCAGCAGCUGCCGCACUCCAGUCAGUCUUUAAAGAAGAUGAAGACGCCACCUCUACCAAAAAGUGCAAAGCCAGAGUACAUCGGGAAAGCCCAAGUCCUGCGGAUGCACUCAAGCAUGGGCCCGGAAGAAAAGGUGGCAGAGGCAAAGGCAGGGAGCUGAGAAACACGGGACUGAACAAGGCCCCGUGGCCUGCCUGGCACCAAGGCAGCUCCCAGGUUUGGGAGAACUUCACCCCCUACCACUUCAACAGCAGCUCCUAAUUGCCUAAGCACAGUCUACCCAAUAAAAGUUGGCCUUCCCCUGGGGAGGACGGCUCCAUUCUCCCAACA